Molecule: messenger RNA, 801 nt
Organism: Colletotrichum higginsianum IMI 349063
Lineage: Eukaryota; Fungi; Ascomycota; Sordariomycetes; Glomerellales; Glomerellaceae
Exons: 2
Coding region: 1-801 (266 amino acids)
Molecular function (GO): protein binding
Source: RefSeq, a predicted model, not a curated record
AUGUCUCUCAAACGCAAAAGAGACAUGGAUGAGAUCGCGCGAUCCCGCGUCAUCAAGUUUGUCGUCGGGCCCGAGAAAGUCGAAUUCAACGUCCACGAAGCGUCCGUCACUUGGCUUUCUCGGUCACUCAGCGCCCUACUUACGAAUGGCAUGCAAGAAUCCGUCGAGGCACGGGUGGUUUGGGACGAUGUCGAGCCAGGUACUUUUACCAAGUUCUUGGAGUAUGCCUACAGUGGCAGCUUCACCAUGUCGGACGAGGAAAUCCAGCCGACAGAAGAAGAAUGGCCUUCCUUACGGGAAAAGAUAAAGAGCAAUCGAUUAAAGACGAGGAAGCUUCGGCCUCAUUAUAUAUACGCCAUGGACUAUCUUGAGCAUUGCAAUGCAUCGUCAGCCAGCUCUGCUAUUACCGAAGCAAAGUCGGAGGCAAAUUCGUCAAGAACCAUCACACAAAGCACUCGGCACUCAAAAGCAUACUACUUGGCACAUGCGCGCCUCUACAUCCUUGCGGAAAAAUACGGCAUAGACGGACUGAGAGAACUCUGCGUUGAGAAGGUGCGGCAAAGCUUGGUUGACAAUCCCGGAGAGUCGUAUCUGGUAUCGGCACUGACCGACAUGUUUCGCUAUGUCUGGCCCCGAACAAUGCCAAACGACGCGUUUCGCACAUUGCUGCUCCGUUACGCCAUCACUAACAUCCGAUGGAUGAUGUCGUCAAAGAGGUUCGCCCAGAAUCUGAAGGACCUUCCCGACAUGUCCCAGGAGUUGCUCACAAUGAUUCCCAUGACCUACUGGGAGGCGCUUUGA